AUGAAUCAUGCUCGAGAUGAACAUACAGCAACCUUAUUAAUGGAUGGCAGAGUACUAGUUUCCGGAGGCAGCACCAUGAAUGAUGUGAAUCUAAAUAGUGCAGAAUUGUAUGAUCCAGUAACAGAAACUUGGACAUAUACUGGUAAUAUGAGCCAAGCACGACAUGGUCAUACAGCAUCUCUGUUGCAAGAUGGAAAAGUAUUGGUUACUGGUGGAAACAACGGUAGUGAAUAUCUUGAUAGUGCUGAGCUGUAUGACCCAGCAACAGGAACUUGGAAAAAUGCUGCCGAUAUGAAUGACGAACGAAAUUUUCAUGCUGCUUGUAUGUUACCAGAUGGAAGAGUGUUAGUUAGUGGUGGAUAUAAUGGUGAUGUUGUUUUAAGAACUACUGAAAUCUAUAAUCCAUCAACAGGUCUUUGGACAAUGGUUGGUAAUAUGAGCGAUGCACGAGAUGGUCACACAAUGACUAUGUUGGACAAUGGAAAGGUAUUAGCUACUGGCGGAUUUGGCGAUCAUACUUAUCACAAUACCGCUGAAUUGUAUGAUCCUACAGCAAAAACUUGGAGAACUACUAGUAACAUGCAUUUUGCAAGACAAUUUCAUACAGACACUGUCUUGAGCAACGGUAAGAUUUUAGUAACAGGUGGAUAUCGUAGCACUGACGCUGAAGUGUACAAUUCAACAAGAGGAUAUUGGAAAGCUUCUGGCAAGAUGAAAUACGCUCGAUCUAAUCAUCAAGCAUCUUUGCUACCAGAUGGCAGAGUAUUAAUUACUGGUGGAUAUGGUGAACGGACCGAAAAUACGACUGAACUUUACGAUCCAUCGACUGAGAUUUGGUCAGUCGGUCCUCAUAUGGCUAGUGCACGAAGUUUUCACAGAGCAACCAUACUGAAAGAUGGAAAAGUAUUAGUCACCGGUGGAUCUACUGGAAGCAAAAGUUUAGAAACUGCUGAAUUGUACUUUCCAUAA
Molecule: messenger RNA, 969 nt
Organism: Rotaria sp. Silwood1
Lineage: Eukaryota; Metazoa; Rotifera; Eurotatoria; Philodinida; Philodinidae
Source: the annotation of a GenBank genome assembly